AUGGACGAAGUUGUGAACUCUUGGUCGCCCUCGGACGUUCGAAAACAGCGUGACGACACCGCGCACGGCAAUAUGAAGAUUCGCUCGUUGAAUGGUAAUAUACGUCGCCUCCGGGGGGGAGGCCCUUCUGUGUGGGCUGUGGACUCGGACGAACCCCUUCCUGCAACAGGAAAGCACAGAACCAUCAAGAUUGGAAGCCUCGUAUCCAUCGAUUUUUCGACGGAUUCCGCAGUCUUUGAAAUCUUCCCGAAUAUCAAGAUUGAUCCACUUUCUGUGGCUUUGUCAAGUGGCGAUGACAAGAUUGUCAAAAUCAAACGCCCUUCACCAUUCACGCCUAUUCCGGAAGAAGUGCCAUUCGGAUCACAACUUAUUAUGUAUGGGGCCGCUCGUCGUGGAAUGAUUGGUGUCCGAGUUCCGCGAAGGGGGGAAAAUGAUGACAACCAAGGCAGCAUGGAACCCACAGGCCAAACAAGGCUUACCUUUUCAGGGGACUGUGGUGCGCUGACCAUUGACGCCCAGGGGCGCCCAUGGAGCAUGCACACGACAAUUCAAGGCGUUCCGGGUAAUAAUCCAACAACGUGGACAUCCCAUGGAGCCUUGUUCUGUAAGGUGGUCGACGCCCAUGCUUUCUAUAAGGACAGCAAUCUUCUCCGGCUAGCAUUUCUAGCGAGGGCCUCGCCUUCUCUAUUUCGCUGA
Molecule: messenger RNA, 696 nt
Organism: Seminavis robusta
Lineage: Eukaryota; Bacillariophyta; Bacillariophyceae; Naviculales; Naviculaceae
Source: the annotation of a GenBank genome assembly